Rhodotorula graminis WP1 is the source of this 774-nucleotide messenger RNA. RefSeq lists its product as uncharacterized. Lineage: Eukaryota; Fungi; Basidiomycota; Microbotryomycetes; Sporidiobolales; Sporidiobolaceae. The transcript has 6 exons. The record is from RefSeq and is a predicted model, not a curated record. Bases 1 to 774 code for a protein of 257 amino acids. Gene Ontology annotation, molecular function: riboflavin synthase activity. Gene Ontology annotation, biological process: riboflavin biosynthetic process.
AUGACCGGGGGACGCGCGCUGACGGGCUGGGCCAGCAACAUGUUCACCGGCCUGGUCGAGACGCUCGGCACCAUCAAGUCCAUCUCGCCGACCACCGAGUUCGAGGGAUUCAGCUUCGUGAUCACCAACGCGGGCGAUGUUCUCGGCGACUGCAAGCUCGGCGACUCGAUCGCCGUCAACGGCGUCUGCCUGACCGUCACCCGGUGGGACGCCGACGAGGGCUGGUUCGAGGUCGGCUUGGCCAACGAGACGCUCAGUCGGUCCAACCUCGGCAAGCUCCAGGUCGGCGGCAAGGUCAACCUCGAGCGCGCGAUGGCAGGGCACGGUCGAUUCGGAGGUCACUUUGUCCAGGGUCACGUCGACACGACGGCCAAGAUCCUGUCCAUCACGCCCGACGGCGACUCGAUCCGACUCCUGUUCUCCCUCCCGCUCGAGUUCUACACGCCCCUCAUCCCCAAGGGCUACAUCGCUCUCGACGGCACCUCUCUCACCCUGACGCACCUCUCGGUGCCCAAACCGGGCGACGACCACUACGAGCCGGGCGUCGGCCACUUUGGCGUCAUGCUCGUCGUCCACACCCAGAGCCGCACCGUCGUCGCCAUGAAGGCCGUCGGCGAGUCGGUCAACGUCGAGUGCGACGUCGUCGGCAAGGGCGUCGAGAGCGUCGUGCGCAACGUGCUCGAGGGAGGGGGAGAGACGGGCGGCGCGCUCGAGGUCAUGGUCGAGCGGGCAGUCGAGCGUGUCCUGGCGCGCAAGGGCCUGCUCAAGGAGUAG